CAAGCAGUUUCAGAUCCUGAAGGCAAUUUUGGGAGGAGGAUAUUAAAAAUCUCACCGAUGGCUUCGCAAUUUCUGGCGGCGGCAGCCGAGAGGAUCGGACCGGCAGCGAGGCGUCAAGCCGUCAGCUUAACGGACGCGGCGGCGAGUCGUAUACGGCAGCUUCUGGAGCAGCGCCGGCGGCCCUAUCUCAAGCUCGGCGUCAAGGCUCGUGGCUGCAACGGCUUGUCGUACACUCUCAAUUACGCAGAUGAUAAAGGGAAGUUCGACGAGUUGGUUGAGGACAAGGGUGUGAAGGUAUUGAUCGAUCCUAAGGCGCUCAUGCACGUUAUAGGAACCAAAAUGGAUUUUGUAGAUGACAAACUCAGGUCUGAGUUUGUAUUUAUCAAUCCCAACUCUAAAGGACAGUGUGGUUGUGGAGAAUCUUUCAUGACAACAGGUGGUAGUGGAGCUACUAAGAAGGUUUAAAGAACUAUGGCCAGCUCACGAUGAACCAAGACAUUACUAACUUAUUAUUUUUGAUGGCACUCUCCUGAGUUAUAGCAGUCAGUGCUAACUUAGGUCUUAAAAAGUUCAUAUUCUUCUGUAAAGCUGAUUCCAAUUUUGUUUGGAACAACACAAUGUAUAUCUAUAAUUUAUGUGCUUGUUGAAUUUGUAUUAACUUUCGUGAUGUGAACGUGAACAUGUAAACACCGCCCGACUUGUGGAAAUUGCAGCAGUGAGAUUCCUAUGGGGAUCUUCAUGGCUAUGAUCAGCUUUGUGAUCAUUCCUCCCCUCCUGCCCC
Messenger RNA from Prunus mume (Japanese apricot), 781 nucleotides. RefSeq names its product iron-sulfur assembly protein IscA-like 1, mitochondrial. Gene Ontology annotation, biological process: iron-sulfur cluster assembly. NCBI's taxonomy places the organism in Eukaryota, Viridiplantae, Streptophyta, Magnoliopsida, Rosales, Rosaceae. Gene Ontology annotation, molecular function: 2 iron, 2 sulfur cluster binding. The record is from RefSeq and is a predicted model, not a curated record. Gene Ontology annotation, cellular component: cytoplasm; mitochondrion.